UUUGUCAAAUAUGGUUGAACAAGUGCAAGUGGAUAUUAUCAACUUUCCUUCGUAAAUAAAACGCUAAAAAACAAUGCUAGAGUGACUAUUUCCCCAUUUUUGUGUAAAGUGUUUAUUACUACAUAAUCUAUGUUAAGAAAAAUGGGCGACAGUACUGAUUCGGAGGAGUUUUUCGACGCGGAAGAAUUCACACCUGUAAAAGGAUCGAAAAGAUCAUCAAUAUGCAGCAAAAGUGCAAGCAUAAAUGAGAGUAAUGGCAAGGAAAAGGAGAGCAACCAAAAAGAGAAGCAUGAAGACAAUGCAGCACGGAGCAAUGCUGCAACUAGUACUCCUGUCACUGUCACAGAAAAUGCAGCUGUUGCUGUCCAAGAUGAUAGGAACACUGUUAAAAAUGUAGUUCAGGGCAGGAGGAGAUUUCAAGAGCUAAGAAGAUGCAUGCAGACAGAAGAAGAAGAUGAGCCCGACCCUGGGGCUCCUCUAUCAGCCCCUAUGGAGCGCCCAUUCAAGAUAAUAUCACACGACACCAUGAGUCUGCAGAGUAUGACGUCACUCGGCAGAAUCGGAAGAAUCUUGGGCGGGGCUGCAGAAUCUCAUUCAAAUAUCCGUGACUCCACAACAGCGCCCUCUGCGUCGUCGAGAGAACCUUCCACCGUGUCCGCCGACGAUCACAUCCAUUCUGAUAGAGCACCAAAUGUGCUAGCAAUGGCGGAACCGGACGUGAUAGCGAGCACGAAAGCCAACAGCCUGAAGCAAAGUCGCGCGUCAUCGGCUGGCAUAGUUUCCAUGUCUGGUUCGUCGGGGACCGAGCCCCGGCCCGCCAGCGUGGCCGGCCCCGUCGCACCGCCGAGGAAAAAGAAACGAAAUAAACUGCACGGUUCGCAGUCCCUGUCCACGACGGAUGGGGAUAACCUCAGCAUCUGUACCACGGACACGGAUGAGAUCAGAUACGUGAGACGAACGGACAAACCGCAGCUGGAGUCCUUAAUUGUUGAGCCUCCACUAUCGAAUUCCAUAAACCAAACAAUGGCACUGCCGAGUCCAGCGAGCACAAUAGAAUCUCUGACCAGAGAAUUCCAGGAUUCCUUGGAAUUGUCCCAAUCCAAGUAUGCGGCCCUGGACAUGUCCCACUCCCACCACGAGUCCCGCUCGAGCGAGCGAGCGAGUACGUCGUCUAGAAGCAGCACCGCUACUUCACUGCGACCGCAUCCCACGCAUUCUACAUUGGAUAUCAAAGAGGCUGUUAAAGGUGAGUACGUGGUGCGUCCGCAAGAUGAGGAGCGUUUUCGCGCGUCGGGCAACACGCCCAACGUAACCAACGUGACCAGCACUGGUACUAUGGGCAGCAAUGCGAGCGGACGGACGCAUAGUGAGGGCAGGCCGCCCACCACUGGCACUUCUAGUCUUGGAUCUGUUAACAGACGCUCAGACGGCAGCCGCGCUCGGCGCCGCUCGGCCGGGGACUCCCCUCAAGCGGGCGCGGGGCUCCACGCGCGCGCCUCCUCUCCUUCACACCAACUAUCCGACAUCGAGAUAUUGGAGCAAGUCACUGUUCUGAACCUAGACACCGGCGAGCGCAUGCCGCUGAGCGUGGCGGAACACAAGCUGCCGCAAUGCAUCAACCCGCUCAGCCUGCACAUCAUGCGCCUCACAUCCGAGUACAUCGGCCGAGCUAACGACGAUGAUAACACCAGUCUGAAGAGCAAACCAAAGAGCUUAUGGCGGAAACGGGCCUCCAUUAGCUUCUACAGUAGCUCGCGCAACCUCUUGCGGCGCUCGCCGUCGGCGCCCUUGCACCCUGCCCUAUCGAGCCUCAGUAUUGACACUACUAGAGAAACAGACGAGGAGAGUGAAAGCGUUUGCGCCGGCGGCGCGGAAGACGAAGCCAAAGAGAUCAAGAAGGAAGGCACUGACAGACAGACAACAGCUAUCAAGAGAAAAACAGAGAAAUUAAAACGCUUCUUCGGAAGUACGGUGAAGAAGACAGUAGACGCGGCUAAGUCGCUCGCGCAAGAAGUGUCGCACGCGCGACAUAAAGAAGACGUCGCGGACAUAGUGGACGAUGUUCGCGGGGAACACAACAUCAAGCUGAAGGCUUCCAACUCGCACAAAGGGCCGUACGACUUCGAUGGAUGCGUGAGAUAUGUGCAGGAAAUGGGCUCAGGCCACUCGGGCGCGGUGUGGUGUUGCAAGUUCAGCGUGUGCGGGCGACUGCUGGCCACGGCCGGCCAGGACAAGUUGCUGAGGAUAUGGGUCACCAGGGACGCGUACCAAAUGUUCCACGACAUGCGCACAAAAUACAACGCGGAAAAGAAAUGCUCGCCCUCCCCCUCCCAAGAAUCCCUCGCGUCCCUCGCGCCCCCUCCCCCGUCGCCCGAAGAACCCCCCUUAGGCCCCGCCGCGCCCUUCUGUCCCAAACCCUUCGUCGUUUACUCCGGACACACUUCCGACCUCCUGGACGUGUCGUGGUCGAAAAAUUACUUCAUACUGUCGAGUUCUAUGGAUAAGACUGUCAGGCUGUGGCACAUCUCGAUAGGCGAGUGCCUGUGCUGCUUCCAGCACAUCGACUUCGUGACGGCCAUCGUGUUCCACCCGCGGGACGACCGGUACUUCUUGUCCGGCAGCUUGGACGGCAAGCUGAGGCUAUGGGACAUUCCCGAUAAGAAGGUAGCAGUAUGGAAUGAAGUAGACGGCAAAACAAAACUAAUAACAGCCGCGAAUUUCUGUCAGAACGGCAAAUUUGCCGUCGUGGGCACCUACGACGGACGAUGCAUAUUCUACACCACCGACCAACUCAAAUACCACACGCAAAUAGACGUGCGAUCCACUCGAGGGAAGAAUUCCACCGGAAGAAAAAUCAGUGGUAUAGAACCCAUGCCGAACGACGACAAAAUCCUCAUAACCUCAAACGAUAGUAGAAUAAGGCUAUAUGAUUUACGCGACUUGAAUCUAUCGUGCAAGUAUAAAGGCUAUGUAAAUGUUUCCAGCCAAAUAAAGGCUAGCUUCUCUCACGACGGUAAAUACAUAGUGAGCGGUUCAGAAAACCAGUGUAUUUAUAUAUGGAAGACUUGCCAUGAUUAUUCCAAGUUCACGUCGGUCAGGAGGGACAGGAAUGAUUUCUGGGAGGGCAUCAAGGCGCAUAACGCGGUGGUCACAUGCGCGGUGUUCGCGCCCAACCCAGACCAUAUGAUACGGAUGAUAACUGAGAGGGAGGAGAAAAUGAACGCUAGUAAGACGCCGGAUGAAAAGGAUGAAGUGAAGGCAGCGGAGGGCGGCAUGGUGGCUUCAUCCCAGACCGGGCACGUGUUAGUGAGCGCGGACUUCAACGGCUGCAUCAAGGUGUUCGUGCACAAAGCCAAGCCCAAGCACAGCUCCCUGCCCGCUUCUGCUUUAGCUUGAAUUUUUGUGAAACCAGCCUAAAGUGUACCUAAAUAAUAUGAAGUAUUAAACUUUGAAGCUACUCUAGUACCAGUUGUACCAGUUCCACAGUUAAUAACGCUUACUUCCACGGACAGGAUGCGACAAGGAUCUUUUGGCACGUGGCCAAAAUCGGAACUAACGCCGCCAUCUUGUGAAGUUUCACGCCGGCCCCUAUAUGUGGUGUUGCGAAGUAAAAAAUUAUGCUGUUUUUUUUUUUAUAUAUUAGAGCCAUGCCAAAUACAUAUACAUCACAAUAUAUCCUGUUAAUAAAUACAGCAUAAAUGUGUCUGCAUUAUCUGCAAUUAUAGUAUAGCAGGGAAACAUGACAGGUUGCAAGUCCAUGGCUUUAUGGUUUUUAUUAUUUUAUCCUUAUGUGGAAACAGGGGCGGCUUUCCCAAUUUCUCAUUCAGCUAAAAUUAGAUAAAGCUUACUCAAUUUUCAGCAUUUAGUUUUUCGACAUAUUCCCUAAAAUUGAGGCGAUUCUAAUUGCUGGCAGCUUUUGUUCUAUCACUACGAUCCCCUGUCAAUGUUAUUCAAGUGCCAAAAGAUCCUUGUCGCACUAUACAAAAGGCUCGGACAAUGAGACGACGUGUUUGCGCUACCACGGACGAUGCUCUUAACAUGGUGCAUCGGUGCGGGCUGUCCUCUCUCUUACUUGAAGUAAGAAAGAAAAAGACAGACUGUUUAAUCCAUAGAUUAUGUCCGUCUAUGUAAAUCUAUGGUUGUAGGUACCUAUUUGUGUAGAUUUCAGUACUAAAAUACGAGUAGAUAUAGAUGAAACGAAAAAUGCAAUGCAAAUAAAGAAAUGCUUAGAUAUUAGAUUCUAUUUUACUAACGGAGUAUUCGAUUCGAUUAAGUAGGUAUAUGCUACAUAAAUAUUACUUAGCGCUUAGUAUGAGAUUUCAAAUCUUAAUAACAGAAUUCGAUCGUCGAAACACUUAAAGUAAAAUGGUCCUUAUUUACUUUGUUAUAAAACUCAAGUUCGUCCAUACAACUACAGCCAACGCUCUAAGAGCGGAAACCUUGCGAAUUUUUUUCAGUGGUGCUAAAUUUUCGACUUUAAAACAAGGUAAUGUAGGUCCAUUUUACUCUGACGUUAUUGUGUUUCGAAGCUUGAACUCUAUCAAUCGUGACGUUUCAUCUAAGCACUCGGCUUGCUUCGUUAAUCCUGGGUAUGGUCAAAGUAACAAAGUUUCGGGCAAUUCUCCGAUUGCCCAAACUUGUAGUCAAACGAGGAUCGACUAACCAAACCUACAGGGGCCGAAUUUCAGCGUUUGAGUUUAAAAUAUAAGAAGCCAUAAAAAGAAUUAUUAGAAUCAUUACUGAAUGAAAUGAUUUACUCGUAUAUUUAUGGAAACGUGAUAUAAUCGCGCAAAAAGUUAUUUAAAACCGAAAUGUAGUCAAAAUUGUAUUAAUACUCUUGUAGACCAAAUAACCACUAUUAUGAGAGCUGUAUGGAAUACGAUUUUUGUUCAGAAUAGCCGUUCUACACAUUGAAUUCAAAAUAAUAAAAUACGUUAAUUAACCAUACUAAAAAUCUGACCAUCUUUGUCUUUAAGUAGAACGUUAAAACGAUAGAACUACGUAGAGUCGUGGAAAAAUAAUUUAUUCUUCUAAAAUGGUGUUUGUAGACUUCAUAAAAAAUAACGAUAAUAAACAAUAUUUUUCCGAAUAUCUAUUGAUAACGUAAGAUAUGAAUUAAUUCAUAAUACACACAUAUAAUUUAUUCGUUGUAUAUAUUAAAUAAUAAUUAAUUGCUUUCCUAUAAUCUUGUUUAUAAUUAUUGUCUAUUUCUUAGUUACUCUUAUCUUAAAUUAAUGUCAUUAUUUUUGCAUGUAAAAUUAAUUAAAUUCAUAACUUAACUAAGUGAUUUGUAUUAGUUUUUGUUACUUAUUAAAUAAUCUGGAUAAAGGAUCAUGUCAAUCUCAAGUAUUUUUACAAAUGUAUUUUGUUGGGGUGACGAAUUUAUUAAAGUAACUAUUAUUAUAGGCAAAUAUACUGGGAUUCGAAUCUUAUUUUUUUUGCAAUAAAACCCAAAUAUUUUUUAAACCCUCUAGUAGGUAUAUUAUGUUAAAAAAUAUUUACUAUUCCUAAACAAAUACUAUUAAUUUAUAUUAAUUUAGUAAGAAGUGUUGAAUAAUUAGUUAUAAUCUUAUAUUUUGAGUAAAUGCACAUAUUCGCUUUAAUUAAUAAACAUAAGUUAAUUUAAAUAAUGUAUUUCUGUAUAUUUGUUAUUUCUUAAAUGUAUAAUUCCAAGUUUUAAAUAAAAAAAUAUACUUAUUAAUAGUCUUGCCUUCGUUGAACCAUGUGAUUAUUAUUAUUAAUAAUAAUGUUUAGUUUUGUAUAGUUAUCUUUAAUGAAGCCAUUUAUGAUUGUAUCAAAGAAUGUAUCAUGUAAUUUGCAUUUACCGUUUAAUAAAUCGUUAUAUUACUA
Messenger RNA from Maniola jurtina (meadow brown), 5850 nucleotides. RefSeq names its product WD repeat-containing protein 44. Lineage: Eukaryota; Metazoa; Arthropoda; Insecta; Lepidoptera; Nymphalidae. The coding region runs from base 130 to 3396 and encodes 1088 amino acids. The record is from RefSeq and is a predicted model, not a curated record. Gene Ontology annotation, molecular function: protein binding. The transcript is spliced from 20 exons.